This is a messenger RNA of Nymphalis io (European peacock), 870 nucleotides long. Its product is annotated as 17-beta-hydroxysteroid dehydrogenase 14-like. NCBI's taxonomy places the organism in Eukaryota, Metazoa, Arthropoda, Insecta, Lepidoptera, Nymphalidae. The coding region runs from base 103 to 852 and encodes 249 amino acids. The record is from RefSeq and is a predicted model, not a curated record. Gene Ontology annotation, molecular function: oxidoreductase activity. The transcript has a single exon.
AAAAAUUCUCUUAUCUCGUAUUGUAUUUAGAAGUUUGGAGGUUAAUAUUAAAUAUAAUCUUGAAAAAUAGUUCAGUAUCAAAUACGAGCUCACACCGGUGAAAUGAGUUUUAAGGAUAAAGUAGUAAUAGUGACGGGCGCUAGUUCCGGUAUAGGGGCAGCGGCUGCGGUCGCGUUCAGUGCUGCUGGUGCGCGUGUCGUCAUGGUUGGCCGUGACAAUACGAGGCUCAAUGCUGUGGCCGCGAAGUGCACCAACCCUCUGGUAAUCAUCGCUGAUGUUUCCAAAGAUAACGACGUUAAACGUAUAGUAUAUGAAACAAUAAAGAAGUUCGGCCAAAUAGACGUCCUUGUUAACAACGCCGGCUUUACGAACCAAGCUGGCUCUCUUCUACAAGGAGAUAUGAUGAAGUCUUACGACCCAAUUAUGAGCGUAAACAUUCGUGCUGCCGUUUACUUGACUAACUUGGCUGCGCCGCAUCUGGUGAAGACUAAGGGAAACGUUGUUAAUAUUUCCAGUAUCGCUGGUAAUAUGCCCUCAAUGUCGCCGUUGGCCAUAAGCUACUGCGUUUCCAAAGCCGCGUUGAACCACUUCACUAUUUGUGCUGCUACAGAAUUGGGGCCCCACGGUGUGAGAGUGAACGGGAUCUGUCCGGGACCGGUCAGAACCGACUUUUUAGCGAACGCUAAAUUCCCUACCACAUGGGAUAAUAUGUCGAAGAUGACGCUACUCGAUAGAGUCAGUGAAGCGAAUGAAGUAGCAGAUCUGAUUAUGUACCUGGCAAGUGAUAAAGCCAAGUCGAUCACAGGAUCCAACCACGUCUUAGACUGCGGCACAAUGCUUAAACGUGUUUAAAUAAAAAUAUAUUACCUA